This is a messenger RNA of Cercopithifilaria johnstoni, 4365 nucleotides long. The record is from the annotation of a GenBank genome assembly. NCBI's taxonomy places the organism in Eukaryota, Metazoa, Nematoda, Chromadorea, Rhabditida, Onchocercidae.
AUGUCGGUAUUAGUGGGAGAGAAAGUUGAUGAUAAAAAAGAUGGAAUUAAUGAUAAUGAUGAUAAUGAUGAAAUACAACAUGAAUUAAUGGAAUGGCAUCCGAUCAGUGGAUUACUCGCUCUAACAACAUAUCGCGCAAAUGUCGGAAGUGAAAUUAGUUUUUUCACUCAUCAAGCUAAUAAAAGUGAUCAUUUGCCCAUUCGUAAAGCGAACGCACGUGUAAUAUGUCUUUGCUGGCACCCUGUAAUUGAUAUUAUUGCAAUCAGUUGGGAUUCUGGUGAUGUUACGUUUCGUUUUAUUCAAAAUGAUGAAGUCUUAUGGAGAAUUGUAAGAGAUAAUAGAAAAGGAACGUUGAAAGUCGUAGUUAGUGGUACAAUCAAUGAAGAAGCAAAUUGUAUUUGUCGAAGGAUAUUGAAAAGCAAUUCAUUGGAACAUGCUGAAGAUACGAAACAAAUAAAUGCCGAACUGAAGGAUAAAUGUAAAAAGCCUCACAUGGAAGUAUCAUCAAUGAAUAAUGAAAAGAUGGAUUCAAAUGAAUGUUUUAUUAUUGGUGAUGAAAAUGGUGGCAUUCACGUUUUUCAUCAUAAUGGCGAAAUUCGAGAAAUUUAUCGGUUGGAUAGUGCGGUGAUACAGCUAUUCUACAUUGAAACGAAAAAUUUAUUGUUAGCUUUAAGCCGAGAAUUAUUCCUUCAUCAAUUCAUAUUCAUCGAUGAUUGUAAAGUUGAGGAGAAAAUUCGUGUUAAGAUAAAUGGAAAAUGGCCAAAUUUUCAAAUAAUAACGAUGAGAACUGAUAUGCUUGCUAUGUGUGAUGGUGAAAAUGAAAUAAAGAUUUGGGAUUUAAAGAAUGAUGAUAAUGGAGUUAUAUCGCUAAAAACAUCAAAAGGUUUCAGUGCCACAGAUACUAUCACUUGUUUAUCAUAUUCAAAUAUUAAAGAUUGUUUAUCAGGUGGAACAGCAGAUGGUAAAAUUGCUAAUUGGCGACAUUAUCACAGAGAUGCCGAAAAACUUAGUCAGCAAUGGAUUUUGCAAGAAGCAAUCAAUAUUGAAUCUAAAAUUAAAAUGAUUAGUUGGUCAACUAUUUCUGGUGUCCUUGCUGUUUCAACGGGAGAUGCUGUGACAUUAUUGAAGGAACAACCAAUUCUUUCACAUAUGAAUGGAAAUAUAGCGGUGUUACAAACAAGUUCAAGAAAAGUUUCACUGAUAUGUUUACAAUCAAUGGAACAACAUGAUAUAGAGAUAUCAAUUAUCUUAAAAGGACUUCAUAUGGGUGAAAAAUAUUUGGCACUUUGGGAUGAUCAACAUGUAUAUUUAUAUGAAAUAAUUAAUGAAUCCAAUGGAAAAUUAGGCGUACAAUCAGCAUCAGUUUUCAACUGUUUAACUUCGAGUGUUGUAUUAUAUCAACAGAAUGUUUGUUGCAUCGAAGAUGAUAAAAUUCGAAUUAGAACAUUUCAGGGUACUGUAAAGCAGGUAAUUUCGAUGCCUGAAAUAGAAGGUAAUCCGAUAAUGAUUGAUAUUAAUAAUUCCUGGUUGUGUAUUGUUAGUAUUAAUGGAUUUAUACGUAUUUAUGAUUUAUCUGGAAGAGAAGCACGCCAGCAAUAUCAUUCAAAAUAUAUUCCAAAAGUGGUGCAAAACUUUAAAUAUUUUUUAAGCGUUAAGCUUAACAAAUCAGGCAAUCGUGUCAGCUUCACUUAUUGCACUGAUGAUAACGGAAAUGUUUAUCCAGCUAUUAUGGUCUGGGAUGCUGAUUCAGAUAUUGUUUCAAAUUUCAAUUUUAUCACCGGUAUGACCGAUCAACAACAAUAUGAGGCAGAUAAUAAUGCUACACUUAUUGCUAACAAACGGUCAAAUACUGCUGUUGUACGUAAAAUUGAAAAGGAACAAGUACGUUAUCAUCUCCCGGAUUACUUACCUGGUUUUCAUUGCUGGGAUAGUAAUGAUUCACGUUAUUUGAUAUGUGAAGCAAAUUAUUGCAAAUCAAAUACUGGGCCAAAUUAUUUCUUAUCAAUAUUUAUAACAUCAGAAGAUGGCUUAUAUAUGCAAGAUUUACAUUUGCAAUCUCGAAAUGCUGAAGUUUUACUCGGUUGUACAGUACCAUAUAUUUAUUUUGUUCGUAGGGAUAAUGAUGAAAAAGAAGAUCGAAAUAACGAAAUGAAUAUUAGAAAUUUGUUAUUACGUCAAGUUCUUCGAGAAUUUAUUGGUAUUGAAAAUUCUGAUGCAACAAUUAAAGAUGCAAUGAUGAACUUUUCAUAUUAUAUAACAGUUGAUAAAAUGGAUGAAGCAUUUAAAGCUAUAAAAUUUAUUAAAAGUGAAAAUGCUUGGGAACAUAUGGCACAUAUGUGUGUCAAAACGCGACGUCUUGAUGUUGCUUUGGUAUGCCUCGGGAAUAUGGGGCAUGCUUAUGGUGCACGAGCUUUAAGAAAAUCAAUGAAAAAUGGUGAUCCUAUUGAGGUUCAAGUGGCUACAUUGGCCAUUCAACUAGGCCUAUUAGAUGAUGCACGGGCACUUUUUGAAAGCUGCCGUCGAUAUGAUUUGGUUAAUCGCCUUUUACAAACACGAAAUCGUUGGGAUGAAGCUUUUAAAAUUGCUGAAAAGCAUGAUCGAAUACAUCUAAAGAAUACCUACUACAAUUAUGCAAAUUAUCUCGAAUCACUUAAUUCAAUUGACAGUGCAAUUGAAAACUACGAAAAAUCAGGCACUCAUUGUUUUGAAGUACCACGAAUGCUAUUUGAUCAUCCUAAAUUACUUGAAUCAUAUGUGAAGAAAACAAAAGAUCCUGGUAUACAAAAAUGGUGGGCUCAAUAUAUGGAAAGUAAAGGUGAUAUUAAAACAGCACAUUUAUAUUAUCAGCACGCCAAAGAUUAUUUAUCGGUUGUUCGUUUACUUUGUCAUAUCAAUAAUAUAAAUGAAGCAAUUGAAGUAGCGAAUACUAGUGGUGAUAAAGCAUCGUGCUAUCAUUUGGGACAAUAUUUUGAAGCGCAUGAUGAUGUAAAUAUGGCAGUAGCAUUUUUCACAAAAGCACAUUCAUGCAGGAAUGCAUUACGUCUUGCGAAAGAGAAUAAUAUGAAAGAUAAAAUUGCUAAUUUGGCUUUAAUGGCUGGUGGAAAUGAAUUGGUUGAAGCAGCACAAUAUUAUGAAAAUAUACCGGGUGAAGCUGAUAAAGCUGUCAUGUUAUAUCAUAAGGCUGGUAUGAUUAGUCGAGCACUUGAUUUGGCAUUUCGUACCGAGCAAUUUAGUGCAUUAGAUUUGAUUACCAAUGAGCUCGAUCAAAAUUCAGAUCCACGAAUUCUUGAACGAGCUGCGGAAUUUUUCAAAACUAAUCAACAAUAUAAUAAAGCUGUUCAACUUUUAGCUUAUUCAAAAAAGUACUCCGAAGCAAUUGAUUUAUGCAAACAGCGAAAUGUUCCAAUGAAUGAGGCAUUAGCGGAAGCUUUAACACCUUCAAAAGGAGAAAUAUCAAAUGAAGCUGAUCGGAUAAAACUUCUGGAAUCAAUAGCCGAAUGUUGCGUACAACAACGGAAUUAUCAUUUUGCUGCGAAAAAAUAUACACAAGCUGGAAAUAAGCUGGAUGCUAUGCGAUCGUUAAUCAAAUCCGGUGAUACUGGAAGGAUUAUAUUUUUUGCAACAGCAGCAAGAAAUAAAGAAAUUUAUAUUCUAGCAGCUAAUUAUUUGCAAACAUUGAAUUGGAAGGAAGAUAGUGAUCUAAUGAAACAAAUUGAAUUAUUUUAUAAUAAAGCUAACGCAUACGAACAUUUGUCUAGCUUCUAUGAAGCUUGUGCGCAGGUUGAAAUUGAUGAUUAUCGUGAUUAUAAUAAAGCGAUCGAUGCACUUAAUGAAUCAUUACGUUGUAUUACAAAAGCAUUACAAAAUAAUCCUAAAAAAAAUGAUGAAUAUUUAACGGAAAAACAAGCGAGAUUACAUGAAACUAUUGGAAAUAUUAAAGAAUUCAUUGAAAUUAGAAAUAUUUAUGAAUUGGAUCCAAUCGAUGCAAUUCGACAACUAGAAGCAUUUGCAGAUGAUACACAAGUUUGUACGAAUAUACGACUUGGCGAUAUUUAUGCUGUGAUGAUCGCACAUUAUGUUCACACAACAGAUUAUACAAAAGCUUACUCAUUGAUACAACAAUUGAAAGAACGUGAACCAUAUAUCGAAUUGAAUCAUUAUUUGAGCAAAGAAAUACAAGACGUCAUUUGUGAUAAGCUAAAAUUACGUGAUUUUACUACGGAUGAAAAAAAUACAUCAAAAAUCAAUGAAGAUCAACAAUUUGAUGAUGAUAAUGACAAUGAUGAUAAUGAAGUGGAUUAUAGCUAUGCAAUGAAAAGACAUUUUCAACAAGAUAACAAAACAUUAGAUGGAGAAGAUUUUUGA